AUAGCAUUCAAUUUGUAAACAGUAAACAAACAACCCCCUCAAUACAAUGUCUGAUAAAAGGGAAAACGAAACACAAUGCAGAAUAAAGGCAGAGCAAUUAAAUGAACAAUUACCGAUAAAUCUUUUGCCAAGUGAUGUUGACAAGUAUCCAGAGUUUAUGAAGUUAAUAACAAGUUUAACCAAGCAAAUACGUUCUAGUGGAUUGAGUUUAGCAGCUGAUAAAGAUUUAACACAGGCUAAAGAAAUAUUACAUCAUGAGAAACAUAGCUGGUUAUUGAAUAAAUUAUUAUACAGUGAAGUCAAAGAAUUGAUAUUAGAUUACAAGAUAAAGGCACAAGAAAUAUCACUUUGUUCAGAUGAUAAAAAGUUUGUAGAAAUUCUUCAGAAAUGUUUGAAUUAUAAAGAAAUUGGUGAUUAUUUAGAUUUUAGUCCUGACCCUAGUGUUAAAGUGAUGUUACUAGGUCUAACAGAGGAAGAUAUACAAAGACAUAAUCCAUAUAAGAAGCAUAUAUCAGCUUUACAAGUAAGACUUAUCCCUGAAGUAGAGGACAGACUAAGGAAGAAAUGUGAAGAUUUAGUUCAUUUUGAAGAUCCAAACACCAGUAAUCCCGAUAACAGUCGUUUAACAUUAGCAAAAUCUUCACAACUCCCAGCUAAAAUUGAAAUUUUGAAGAAAAAGUUAGAAAAUGAAGAAAGAUUAUUGAAACAAGAUAGAGUGAAGAGAGAGAAACAGUUUUGGGUUUAUUAUCAGUCUUUGGUUGAUUGUCUAUCAUUAUUAGAGAAGUUAAUAGUAGAAUUUAGAUUACAAGGCCAAACAGAAAGUGAUACUAUUACUACUAAAUGGUUAAAAUCAAGAUGUGAUGCAAUGUCUUUAAAAAUAAGAUUAAAUCAAUUACAAGUUUUAUGUGAUACCUAUUCAGCUGAAACUGUCAAAGCUCUUCAAGUCAUAAGAGGGCAUUUAGAUGAAGCAACAGAAGAAAGCAAUAAAGAUCUAGUAAGGAUUACUCAAGCUUUAUCAGCGUAUGACUCAGUUGGUAUGGGAUUUGAAAGUUUAGUAGAUGAGUAUAGUCAAUUACGAAGUGAACUUGAAAAUAAACGCUGGGCUAUGACUGAAUUACAUAACAGUAUAUCAUAGUAGUUUUUCGUAUAUUUGGUUGUAAAUAAAAAUAUAUUGUUACGUUGUUA
Messenger RNA from Lottia gigantea (owl limpet), 1185 nucleotides. RefSeq lists its product as hypothetical. Gene Ontology annotation, biological process: centrosome cycle; spindle assembly. Gene Ontology annotation, cellular component: HAUS complex. The transcript is spliced from 9 exons. The record is from RefSeq and is a predicted model, not a curated record. NCBI's taxonomy places the organism in Eukaryota, Metazoa, Mollusca, Gastropoda, Lottiidae. Bases 47 to 1135 code for a protein of 362 amino acids. Gene Ontology annotation, molecular function: microtubule minus-end binding.